ACGGCGCAAGCGCAUUGGAGCCGCCGAGCCAAACUGCAGCCAUGGAGCAGGCACCUCGGGAUCCCGAGCGGCAAUUGCAGCCAGCGCCCCUAGAGCCGCUGGGCCACCCCGAUGCGGGGCUUCAGUCUGCGGUCGGUGAGGAAGCGGAGGUGGCCCGAGACGAGAGCCCCGGGGAAGGCACGAUGACUGAAAAUAAUUUUUGGUUGAAGAAGAUAGAAAUUAGUGUUUCAGAAGCAGAAAAGCGAACUGGAAGAAAUGCCAUGAACAUGCAAGAAACAUAUACUGCUUACCUCAUUGAAACAAGGUCAGUUGAACAUACUGAUGGUCAAAGUGUCCUAACAGACUCACUGUGGAGGCGGUAUAGUGAAUUUGAAUUGUUGAGAAACUACCUUUUAGUUUACUAUCCCCAUAUUGUUGUGCCACCUCUACCAGAAAAAAGGGCAGAAUUCGUUUGGCAUAAACUCUCCGCUGACAACAUGGACCCUGAUUUUGUGGAAAGACGACGGAUUGGCUUGGAAAACUUUCUCUUGAGAGUUGCCUCGCAUCCCAUCCUUUGUAGAGACAAAAUCUUCUAUUUGUUUUUAACACAGGAAGGUAACUGGAAGGAGACCGUGAAUGAAACUGGGUUUCAACUGAAGGCAGACUCCAGGUUAAAAGCGCUUAAUGCAACAUUCAGAGUGAAAAACCCAGACAAGAGAUUUACAGAACUAAAACACUACAGUGAUGAACUACAGUCUGUCAUCUCACAUCUUCUUCGAGUUAGAGCUAGAGUAGCAGAUCGACUGUAUGGUGUAUAUAAAGUACAUGGGAAUUAUGGGCGAGUUUUCAGUGAGUGGAGUGCCAUAGAGAAAGAAAUGGGGGAUGGACUGCAGAGUGCUGGUCACCAUAUGGAUGUGUAUGCAUCUUCUAUUGAUGAUAUUUUAGAAGAUGAAGAACAUUAUGCAGAUCAGUUAAAGGAGUAUCUGUUUUAUGCAGAAGCAUUGCGGGCUGUAUGCAGGAAACAUGAACUUAUGCAGUAUGACUUGGAGAUGGCUGCUCAGGACCUAGCAUCCAAAAAGCAGCAAUGUGAGGAACUGGCAACUGGGACCGUGAGAACGUUUUCUUUGAAGGGAAUGACUACCAAGCUCUUUGGUCAAGAAACUCCAGAGCAGAGAGAAGCCAGAGUAAAGGUGCUAGAAGAACAAAUAAAUGAAGGAGAACAACAGUUAAAGUCUAAAAAUCUGGAAGGCAGAGAAUUUGUGAAAAAUGCUUGGGCUGAUAUCGAACGCUUCAAAGAACAAAAGAACCAUGAUUUAAAGGAGGCCCUCAUAAGCUAUGCAGUCAUGCAGAUCAGUAUGUGCAAAAAGGGAAUUCAAGUUUGGACCAAUGCUAAGGAAUGCUUUAGCAAGAUGUAAUCUUGUGAAAUGAAUUUCUCUUCAAUCAAAGUGCCCCAGAACAGAAGCACAAGUAAAUAAAAAAAAACCUUAAGUUGCUACCCAGUAUACACAAAAAUAUAUAUAAGUUGAGUCAAUUCAACUUUCUUUAAUUUGAUUGUAGUUGUGUUUAUACAGCACAAAAAGGAUGUAUUUUAAUGAAUCUUAAAUAUUAUAAUUUGAGGUUUGGGGGACUGGUGCUGAUUCCAAAAAGUUAAUUUGAUAAUAUAUACCAAUAGAUCGUUUGUCAGGCUUCUGAACCAAUGACUGAAUGUUAAAAUGUUAGGUAAUUUGUUUGUUUCAUUGCCAGUUGUUUCCAGCCUGUUUAUGUAGGGAGUUUUUUCCUAAUAAUAAAUUCUUAUCUUUACUUGGUAAGACCCACUAAUCUGUUAUAGGGGGUUAUUUUUUCUUGCCUUAUAUUGAGCUAUUUGGUUUGACAAAGCUCAGCAAAAACUGAGUGUGAAAUUUUAAGAUUUUCUUCCACAUUCAUUGAUGCCCCCCUAUAAUAUUUGCAUACACUAGAAAAUGCCUUCAAUUUGUGUUUUGCCACAAUUUUGAUACUGGUCAGAAAUUUUAUACUGCCAAAAAAGAAGAUUCAACUUCUUCGAUAUAUAGUGAAACACAUUGUUAUGAUCCAGGAAUUGCUAUAUAGAAAGUUUGAAUUGAAUAUGUUACAUAUAAGCACUAAAUUCUUCUCUGAUAAUUCUUAACCUCAGUGAUGAGCCUAAAUUUACUCUGCUUGGCUCUCUACACAUGGCAUUUCAGGGUACAAGAUGUAGCAUUUCAAUGUAUGAGAUAUAUGUAGUGAACAUAUGUGUUAGUAUCUUCAUUAUUAACAUCCUUCUUUUCUAUUGCUUGGCUGUAAUUUUUGUAAAGAUAAAUUAUAUUGUUUCUGUGCGUGUGUGUGUGUUUAUGUGUUCGUGGUAUAUGUUCAGAAGCCAAGCACCCUUAUUUUGCUAGCUUUGCAGUAUUUUAAAUGUGUUCUCAUUAUUACUAAUUAUGUGAAAAAAAUCCCCAGUACUGUUCAGCAUUUGACUUUUUUACAUGUUUAAAAUGUUGCUGGAUUUUUGUGCUGUUUGCCAAACUUAUACAAUAAAUAAAUGAAGUAUUGUGCUGAUUUUCA
This is a messenger RNA of Mustela lutreola (European mink), 2535 nucleotides long. RefSeq names its product sorting nexin 4 (gene SNX4). The coding region runs from base 42 to 1394 and encodes 450 amino acids. Lineage: Eukaryota; Metazoa; Chordata; Mammalia; Carnivora; Mustelidae. Gene Ontology annotation, biological process: protein transport. Gene Ontology annotation, molecular function: phosphatidylinositol binding. The record is from RefSeq and is a predicted model, not a curated record. The transcript is spliced from 14 exons.